Cantharellus anzutake is the source of this 1311-nucleotide messenger RNA. RefSeq names its product peptidase S8/S53 domain-containing protein. The record is from RefSeq and is a predicted model, not a curated record. Bases 1 to 1182 code for a protein of 393 amino acids. Gene Ontology annotation, biological process: proteolysis. The transcript is spliced from 4 exons. Gene Ontology annotation, molecular function: serine-type endopeptidase activity. NCBI's taxonomy places the organism in Eukaryota, Fungi, Basidiomycota, Agaricomycetes, Cantharellales, Hydnaceae.
AUGAAGUUAUCAACUGCCCUUAUUCUCAUCGCUGUAAUUGUCCUCACCACAACUACAACCCUUGCUGCCUUCAUUCAUAUCAAGAAGCCAAAAGGUCCAGUACAUCCCAACUCAUACAUUGUUGUGCUGAAAUCUGGUACAAAUAUGGAAGCUCAUAUCAAGGGUAUUACUCAAGUAUCCACCCGAAACCCUGGGUCAGAAUUUUCAGUCACUUACCAGUAUGAACAUAAGUUCCUGAAUGGUUACUCUGCACAUGCAACUGGAGCAUCCCUUACUCGCAUUCUCAGUCGCUUUGAAGUUGCUUAUGUUGAAUCUGAUGUCAUAAUCUCCAUUGACCAUGACCUCCAUGAAGUGAAUGAGAGGGAUGUGGCAGAACAUGACAAUGUUUCAGUUAAAAUGGAGGAAUGUGACAAAGCCCCAAUUGAAGCUCUUAUUUAUGCAGUAGAUACAGGUAUUAAGAUUAAUCACGCUGACUUGGAGGGACGUGCUUCUUGGGGUACUGUUGUUGGUGGUGGGUCCACGGAAGAUCUUAUCGGUCAUGGCACAGCUACUGCUGCAAUAGCAGUUGGGAAACUAUAUGGCAUAGCAACCCAUGCCAGAAUUAUUGCAGUCAAGGUUUCCUCUGAUGAUAAUGGCAAAACUUCUCUCGACUACAUACUCCAGGGCCUCCACUUCAUUUUUGGCCAAUUCCUAUUCAAUAAUCAUCUUCAUCCUUCCGUCACUUUGAUGUGUAUCUCCCUACCUCCAUCCUCUGCCAUUGCCGAUGCAGUCAAGGAGAUGAUUGCCACUGGGAUGCAUGUUGUAGUCUCUGCGGGGAAUAACAAGAUGGAUGCAAGUAACUCCAUUCCUCAAUCUGUUGAUGGAGUCAACACCAUUGGUGCUAUCAAUGGCAAGACAAACAUGAUAGCAUCCUUCUCUAACUAUGGAUCUGUCAUCAUUGCAUUUGCCCCAGGUGUCAACAUUCGAACUGCUGGAAUCAGGAGCAACACUGAAUCAGUCAGAAAGAGUGGCACUAGCAUGGCAGCUGCAUUUGUUGCAGGGGUGUUUGGUGAAGUUUUGGGUCAGGCAGCUGCUGAGAUACGUCCUGCUGACCUAACAAGAGGCUUAAAGAUUCAUGGUGAUGAAGUAGUUGAGGGCCAACCAACAGGAACCACGAAAUUGAGGGCACCAUUACCUUGGUAAUCCCAUGAUAAUUUCACAAAACAUCUUACCCUACUGUAGGAUUAUUGGAGGCAGUAUUUUGUUCUGAAUAGAUCACAAUUUUAUCUCAUGUAGACUCAGAUGAUGUUGCAGGCAUUUGUUAGAAAUGGA